AACACAAGAUAAUUGAAUUUAUUCUUGGAAUUCUUACUAUUCGAACAAAUGAGAAAUAUUCACUAUCAUCAUUAAUGAACUAUAUUAGAUUAUUGAGUAUAUACAUUUUAAAGCAUCCCCAAGUAACAAAGCAGUUCAACUUAGGAAAUCAACAAGAAUUUGCACAAUUGUGGAAG
Racocetra persica is the source of this 176-nucleotide messenger RNA. Lineage: Eukaryota; Fungi; Glomeromycota; Glomeromycetes; Diversisporales; Gigasporaceae. The record is from the annotation of a GenBank genome assembly.